AUGUUAGUAAUAAACAAUAAAGGAUAUAAACGUAAACAUGUUGUUGGUGGAAGUGGUUUAUUCAAUUUUAUUAAAAACAUGUUUAGUAGACAAGCAUUAACUAAUGCAUUAAAAGCAUCUAAAUCUUUAGCUGUUAAAGCAGCUUCUUCAGAUUUAGGAAAAACUGCAGUAGGAGCUGCAAAGUCUGCAGGUAAAGAACUUGCUACUUCUGCAAUAUCUACUGCUAAAGACGCUGUAAUAAAUAAAGGAAAAAAGAUUAUCGAAUCUAAAAAAGCAAUAAUACCUUCAGUACAAAUAAAAGAUAUUACAUCUCUUACACCUGAAAAUAAACAAGAUUUAAAUUCUCCUGGAGCUCUUAUACAAUUUGUAAUUGGUAAAGCAGAAGGUAUUUUACGUCCAUCUGAAUUCUAUUUAAUGAUUGAAGGAAGACUUUUAAAAGCAGAUGGAACAUCCUAUGCUAACUCAGAUGCUAUAACACUAGCAAAUAAUGGAAUCAUGCACUUAUUUCAAAGAAUUGAUUAUCAACUAUCAAAUGAAAUGGUAGAGCAAGUUAAUUUUCCAGGCCAAGCAACUACAAUGCUUGGAAUUUUAAAAUAUACAAAUGACUUUCAACUAUCAAAAGGAAUGAAUCAAUUAUGGCAUAAAGAUAGUGGAACAUCAGCAAGUUAUGCAGAUAACUUAGGAUUUUCAAUAAGACAAUCAUAUAUAAUUCAGAAACCGACUGCAAAAGGAUCAUUUUCAUUUUAUAUUCCUUUAAGACAUAUUUUUGGAUUCUGUGAUGAUUAUGAUAAAGUUCUUUAUGGAUUACAACAUACAAUUACCUUUACAAGAAAAAGUGAUGAUAGUGCAAUUUAUAGAGCUUCUGGAGUAGCUGCAGGUAAAGUAGUUCUUAGUAAGAUGUCAAUAUUUAUACCUCGUAUAGAACCAUCAUUAAUUAAUGAUGUUCAUUUAAAAAAAAUUAUUGCAGGAAAAGAUUUACUUCAACUUAGUUUUCGUUCAAGAUACUGUGAAAUGGCAGUUGUUCCACAAAAUACUUUAUUUGAUUGGAAUAUAGGAUUAAGAACUACUGAAACACCUAGAUAUGUAAUUGUAGGAUUUCAAACAAACAAAGAUAAUGAUCAAACACAAAACCCUUCAUCAUUUGAUCAUUGUGACUUGCAAGAUAUAUGGGUUGAACUAGGUACAACAAAGUAUCCUUAUUCAGAAUAUUCAUUAUCUUUUCCAAAUAUGCAAUUCUUAAGGAUUUAUGAAGAAGCUAUAUCCUUUGCAAAUAAUUAUUAUAACGUACCAGAUCUAAUACAACUAGGAAACAUGACAUCUUCAGACUAUAGAGAUUUAUAUCCAAUUAUGGUUUUUGAUAUAAGCAAUCAAGACAGAGAUACUUCAAGUACAAUGAGUACCAUUUAUAUUAAAUCUAAAUAUUAUUCUGUAUUGGAGACAUUAACAUAA
Messenger RNA from Hydra vulgaris (swiftwater hydra), 1449 nucleotides. The record is from RefSeq and is a predicted model, not a curated record. NCBI's taxonomy places the organism in Eukaryota, Metazoa, Cnidaria, Hydrozoa, Anthoathecata, Hydridae.